GGUUUAUUCUACCUUCAUAAUUAAACAAGAAAGAACAAAAAAAAAUGGCAAUUGUAAUCAGAUUCAAUGCUCCUUUGGUUUGCUUCUUUUUCUUAUUCUCUAUAUUUUCUCACCAAACCAUGUCCCAACCUCACCACAUGCACACUUUCUGCGACGACCAAUUAUCCGACAACUUCACACAAACCAGCUCAUACAAAUCAAACCGUGAAACCCUACUUUCUUCUCUCCGUGACCAUUCCUCCCUCGGAACCUAUUCCAAUGCCACAAUCGGUCUUAGCCCCAACACAGUCUAUGGCAUGUUCCUCUGCCGAGGAGACCUCCCCAAAACAUCUUGUUCGGACUGUGUCAAGACCGCAACCCUAGAAAUCACUAAAAAUAACUGCACUUCCAGAAAAACUGCUCUAAUAUACUACGAGGAGUGUAUGGUUCGUUACUCCAAUGUGUCCUUCUUCACGCUCGUAGAAGACGGGCCUUACGCCGCUAGAUACUCUGUCGCUUUGUUUCCUACUUCUAUUUUUAGUUCGUUCCAACAAACGUUAUCCAAUAAGGUAGAGCAACUAAUUAUCCUCAUAGGAUCAAAGUCUUCUUUGUCUGCUUCUACGCCUUAUUACGAGAAGGAUAUAUCACGUGUGAAUGCAUUAGAGGGCUCGUAUACAUUAGACACAGUGGUUCAGUGUAGUCCUGAUCUUGAUUCAGCAAAUUGCGGCGUCUGUUUGAGACUUGUGGUCAAUAGUCUCUCAGGCUGUUGUACCAAUGCUCGUUGGGGUCAGUUCAAUCUUCCUAAAUGUCUUUUGAAGUAUGACACAACCGGUUUGCCAACUUCUCAGUCACCAAGCGGCUCAUCGUCUAUUAACGUUAUGAAAGGAAACGAAAUAUUUAGGAGAAUUUUCAUUACAGCCUUGACAACUUCGGUGUUAGCACUUGUGGGUCUAUGAUCCAAUCCAAUGAUUAUGAAGAUUCUAUUUGUAUUCCACGAUUGUGUGUGACGUGUGAUAUGUCAUUUUCUUGUCUAAUAGGAACUCAAUCCGCAUUGUGCGCGGAAAAAAAGACUAUUAAACAAUAUUAUGAUUG
Messenger RNA from Arabidopsis arenosa, 1071 nucleotides. Lineage: Eukaryota; Viridiplantae; Streptophyta; Magnoliopsida; Brassicales; Brassicaceae. The record is from the annotation of a GenBank genome assembly.